Molecule: messenger RNA, 752 nt
Organism: Lethenteron reissneri (Far Eastern brook lamprey)
Lineage: Eukaryota; Metazoa; Chordata; Hyperoartia; Petromyzontiformes; Petromyzontidae
Product: mitochondrial import receptor subunit TOM20 homolog
Biological process (GO): protein targeting; intracellular protein transport; protein import into mitochondrial matrix
Cellular component (GO): mitochondrial outer membrane translocase complex
Molecular function (GO): transmembrane protein transporter activity
Source: RefSeq, a predicted model, not a curated record
CGAAUCGAUUCCCUCUUCCCACCACUCGUCUCUCCCGGCUAGCCGCGGCCAUGAUUGCGUCUCGCACCGGGGCCAUCACGGCCGGCAUCUGCGGCGCCGUCUUCAUCGGAUACUGCGUCUACUUCGACAGAAAGCGACGCAGCGACCCCGACUUCAAAAAGAAGCUGCGAGAGAGGCGAAGAAAGCAGAAGCAAGCCACUUCCAGCGCACAGAUAAUUCUGCCGGACAUUAAGGAUACUGAGGCCGUGCAGAAGUUCUUCCUUCAGGAGAUCCAGCUUGGCGAGGAGAUGCUGUCACAGGGCGAGUUUGAACAGGGGGUUGAGCACCUGACCAAUGCGGUGGCAGUGUGCGGCCAGCCCCAGCAGCUGCUGCAGGUGCUGCAGCAGACGCUGCCGCCACCCGUCUUCCAGAUGCUGCUGCAGAAGCUGCCCACCAUUGGACAGAGGAUCGUUUCCCGCUCCACGCUGCAGGAGGUGGAAGAAGAGGACGUGGAGUGAUUGUUGUUUAGGUUCAAAUUUUCACCAUCUAGCUACUCCCUGAUAACUCCAGUUUAUACCAAACUAUAUUUCUGGACAGUGCUACGCUUUUUUUGCUUUUGUAUUGCAUUCAUUAAUGUGCAUGAACCUAACCUUUCCAGAGCCUUUAUAUAAUUGUCAUUGUUACAAAUGUGCAGACUUUCAGAUGAAACUUUGACUCCAGUUUCCUUUGUUGGUGGUGGUUUAAGUAAAUAAAAUGUUUUAUUUACAAGACAA